AUGGCGGACGACAACUCGACCGACAGUGCUGUGUUCAAGGAUGCUAAGAUCCUGAACAUCUCGGAAGUGAACCUGGUGUUUGAAAAGUACCUCGAGCACAUGCGGCAAAGAGACCCGGAAUACCAGACCAAUGCUCUCAUGGAGAAGUCCAUGGAGUAUGCGAAACACUUCUGUACGAGUCGAAACAAGGAUGCUCUCCAGAAGAUGAGAGAGCUGCUAGCACAGCAUCACUUCACUGAGCAGGAGCUGGGCCUGAUGACCAACCUACAACCCAUGACCCCCGAUGAGGUGUUCAAGCUCAUCCCCUCCCUAGAUGACCGCCCCUUCCUGGCAGUCAUCCCAAUCCUUGCCAUGAAUUUCCAUGUGCAGGAUGAGUCACGAUUCUCCGGCAACGACAUCCAGCGAAUCAUUGCCGAGCUCGCCCAAUAUAGUGAAGUCAAGUAG
Auxenochlorella protothecoides is the source of this 444-nucleotide messenger RNA. Its product is annotated as DNA-directed RNA polymerase II 16 kDa polypeptide. The coding region runs from base 1 to 444 and encodes 147 amino acids. Gene Ontology annotation, biological process: mRNA export from nucleus in response to heat stress; nuclear-transcribed mRNA catabolic process, deadenylation-dependent decay; positive regulation of translational initiation. Gene Ontology annotation, cellular component: RNA polymerase II, core complex; P-body. The transcript has 4 exons. The record is from RefSeq and is a predicted model, not a curated record. Gene Ontology annotation, molecular function: nucleotide binding; translation initiation factor binding. Lineage: Eukaryota; Viridiplantae; Chlorophyta; Trebouxiophyceae; Chlorellales; Chlorellaceae.